This is a messenger RNA of Zophobas morio, 1139 nucleotides long. RefSeq names its product serine protease snake-like. Gene Ontology annotation, molecular function: serine-type endopeptidase activity. NCBI's taxonomy places the organism in Eukaryota, Metazoa, Arthropoda, Insecta, Coleoptera, Tenebrionidae. Gene Ontology annotation, biological process: proteolysis. The record is from RefSeq and is a predicted model, not a curated record. The transcript is spliced from 6 exons. The coding region runs from base 171 to 1091 and encodes 306 amino acids.
GUUGUGUAUGUAGCAAGUGUGCAAGUGAGUUUUUCCACAACACAAUUUUAUGAUGACGUUAUCAACGAAUCAACAUUUAACAAGGCCAAAAAUGUAUUCUUAAGAAAACUGGUCAACUAGGGAUAUGCACAAACGUCGAUCACUGUGAAUAUGCCAAAAACCUCCUCAAAAUGACAGACUGGAAAAGACCUCAGCAUUGCUCAACCUACAUCGGUAUUUUUCCAGUAGUCUGUUGUCCUGCUCCUAGAAGUGAAGUUGUAUGUCAGAUAUAUCAUCCUCCUGAAGAAGCGUGUGUCCAAACCGAGAUCUAUGGUGGAGAAAAGACUACAAUUAAAGAAUUCCCUCAUAUGGCUGCUUUGGGAUACGGAAAAAAACCCAAUAUCGACUGGUUUUGUGGUGGGAGUUUGAUCAGUGAACAAUUUAUUCUGACAGCGGCUCAUUGUAUCAAUCCAGCUAAGUAUGGUUCUGUUAAAUAUGUACGCCUUGGUGAUACCGAUAUCGACAGUACUAAAGAUGACAAAGAGUUCGACUCUCAGCCACAGUUCUUCACAGUUGCAGAAACGUUUGUCCACCCAGAAUAUAAACCUUCGUCUAAUUAUCAUGACAUAGCUUUGGUGAAACUAGACCGAACUGCAAGAUUUGAUAUCUACGUGAAGCCUGCAUGCCUGCAUACGGAGGUAAUAGUUCCUCACGAAAUGAUAAUCACUGGAUAUGGAAAAGUCGAUCUUUAUGGCAGCCUUAGUAGUCAUUUGCUCAAAGCUAAUCUUUUUUACGUUAAUCAUACUACUUGUGCUAUGAGAUAUUCAAGCCCUCAUGCCAAGAGACGGUUAGCUAGAGGGAUUUCAAGCGACAGUCAAGUAUGUGCUGGACACCCCGAAGGCCAAGAUACGUGCCCUGGUGAUUCUGGAGGCCCUCUGCAGUACAAACUCUACGACAUUCCUCACUAUCGAAUCGUUGGAGUCACUUCUUUUGGACUAGGUUGUGGUGUUGCGAACAGUGUGGCUGUGUAUACAAAGGUAGCCAAUUAUAGAAAAUGGAUUGAAGAUAUCGUGUGGCCAGCUGGAACUUUUUCGGUUGAUCAAAUGUUGUGAUUUUUGUCACUUGUUUAAUUAAAGAGUAAAGUCAUAAUUUUCUAGUAA